Messenger RNA from Rhinichthys klamathensis goyatoka, 1801 nucleotides. RefSeq names its product matrix metallopeptidase 28 (gene mmp28). Gene Ontology annotation, molecular function: zinc ion binding; metalloendopeptidase activity. The coding region runs from base 87 to 1610 and encodes 507 amino acids. Gene Ontology annotation, cellular component: extracellular matrix. NCBI's taxonomy places the organism in Eukaryota, Metazoa, Chordata, Actinopteri, Cypriniformes, Leuciscidae. The record is from RefSeq and is a predicted model, not a curated record. The transcript has 8 exons. Gene Ontology annotation, biological process: extracellular matrix organization; proteolysis; collagen catabolic process.
CAGCUGCGCGCCAGUGAGAAAUAACUCUCCAUCUCUCUAUCGGCUUUCAUCGCGAUGGGAUCUAUUUUCUCGAGGUGACUUUAGAGAUGAGGAGUGCCCAGAUGAAGAUGUUUUUGCUGAUGUGCGUUCAGACCGCGGUGAGCUCUCCAAUCUCCACCGCUGAUCAGGCUCAGGGUUUUCUUGAGCGAUACGGAUACCUGCAAAAGGAGGAGACUCAUCAUAAUGCUGAAGUCAAGUCUGCCAUCAGAGAGUUUCAGUGGUUGUCUCAGCUGUCUGUAACUGGACGGCUGGACAGAGCCACGAUGGAGAAGAUGUCAUCAGCUCGUUGCGGGGUUAAAGAUGUCGGGAGCCAUAGUUCCUGGAGCCGAAGGAUCAACAGGAUCUUCACUGGCCACUUGGGCAGACAUGGGCGGCACGAGCAGCAUCUCCGUAAGAAGCGUUACACUCACAUAGGAGAGAAAUGGCACAAACGUCAGCUCACCUAUGGCAUCAUGAACUGUCCGCGGAGUCUCUCUCCCGGUCAGGUGCGUGUGGCGGUGAACGCAGCCUUCCAGCUCUGGAGUAACGUGUCCGGGCUGCUCUUCCAGGAGCUCCAGCAGGGUCCCACCGACAUCACGCUCGCUUUCUUUGAAGGGGAACAUAAUGAUGGGACAGGAAAUGCAUUUGAUGGACCAGGUGGCACUCUGGCUCAUGCAUUUUUCCCAUUCCGCGGUGAAGCUCAUUUUGAUAUGUCUGAACGAUGGACCCUGAGUGGUCUUAAAGGACACAACCUGUUCCUUGUGACGGCCCAUGAAAUUGGCCACACUCUGGGUUUGGUUCAUUCACCAGUUCGCCAUGCGCUCAUGUCCCCGUACUAUAAGAAGAUGGGCUCUGCUGCACUGCUCAGCUGGGAUGACAUCGCUGCUAUACAACAACUCUAUGGUCAACCACCUGGGGAUACAGUGAAGCCGCUGGCAGGACGGGCUCUGAGAUGGGCCAUGCAGGAUUGGCAGAUUCCUCAAGAUCCUAUGGGAGGUUCCCUCAUACCCCACUACUGCCAGGGUUUCUUUGAUGCCAUCACCAUGGAUGAGAAUGGGACAGUGCUGGUGUUUCAGGGCCAUCAUUUCUGGACGGUGUCUUAUGGCAGUGUGAGCGAUCCUCUUCCGCUUCAGACUCGCUGGCCGCAGCUGCCCUUGGCUAUUGAAGCAGCUGCUUUCUCCACGUUUGACAGCAAACUCUACUUCUUUAAAGGAAGACGGGUGUGGCGUUACUCGGGCUCUGAUCUGGACCCUGGAUUCCCCAGGAGGAACAGUAAACUGGGCUUACCUUCGCACCCUGACUGCGCCUUCUUCUACCAGCCUCUGGGCCACAUGGUGCUCUUCAAAGGGUCCCGCUACUUUGUCCUGAACCUGGAGUCUCUGCGCAUUGAGCCGUACUACCCUCGUGCCCUGAGGGACUGGAAGGGGAUUCCCCGGGGGGCAAACGGCGCCUUGACUCGGCCCGAUGGAAAACUGUAUUUCUUUAAAGAGCGGCAGUACUGGAGGUUUGAUCCCGGGAAGCUGAGCAUUACUGCGACUGGACAGUGGGAAGAGAGGCUGCCAUGGAUCGGCUGCCACACCACUCCAUCAUAAUGAGCUACUCCGACCAGAAGAGGCAGUCAGACUAGAUCCACAAUAUUAAGAGGCGUUUGGGAUAUGUGCAAUUAAUGUAAGGCUUAAAGGUUUUGUCUGGGAAAAGGACAGAAAAACGUAUGCAACGAGAGCUGGGUUGAAGUACACUGGCGGUCAAAAGUUGGGAAUAAUUAAAGUCACCCUGUGAUGAA